Molecule: messenger RNA, 3727 nt
Organism: Catharus ustulatus (Swainson's thrush)
Lineage: Eukaryota; Metazoa; Chordata; Aves; Passeriformes; Turdidae
Gene: ADCY3
Product: adenylate cyclase 3
Exons: 20
Coding region: 1-3333 (1110 amino acids)
Biological process (GO): cAMP biosynthetic process; intracellular signal transduction; adenylate cyclase-activating G protein-coupled receptor signaling pathway
Cellular component (GO): plasma membrane
Molecular function (GO): adenylate cyclase activity
Source: RefSeq, a predicted model, not a curated record
AUGCCCCGGCCCCGCGGCGAAUUCUCGGAGCCGGAAUUCUCGGCCGAAUAUUCCGCCGAUUAUUCCCUGAGUUUCCCCUCGGAUCCCGAGGGCGCCGGGAUCCGCCGAUCCCAGGAAGCUCCGGCCGCUCGCUGCCCGUGCCUGCCGCAUUCCCGGCGUUUUUCCUUCUCCCCGGAAUCCCUGGAAAAGCUCUACCAGACUUAUUUCCGCCGCCAGCGCCACGAGACGCUGCUGGUCCUGGUGGUUUUCGCCGCCCUCUUCGACUGCUACAUCCUGGGAAUGUGCGCCGGCUUUUCCCGCAUGGAAAAACUUUUCCCGGCGCUCGCCGCGCUGGCCGGCUUGGUAGCCCACGGCUCGCUUUUCCUCAUCCUGAAAUCCCGCGUGCUGCCCGAGCGCUUUUCCCAGAAAUUCCUGCCGUGCGCGCUGUGGGCGCUGCUGGUGGCGCAGCUCUGGGGGCUGCUGGGGCUGGAAUUCCAGCGGAGUUUUCCCGAGGUUGUGGACACGGUGGGGUGGCAGGCGUUCUUCGCCUUCUCCUGCUUCCUGACGCUGCCGCUGCGCCUGGCGCGGAUCCUGCUGCUCACGGCCGCGUCCUGCGGCGGCCACGCGCUGCUCCUGGGAAUCGCCGCCGCGUUCCAGAGGGGCGAGGAGAGGGAGGUGGAUGGAGGGGAGCUGGCCAGGCAGCUGGUGUCCAACGUGUGCGUGUACGCGUGCGCGCUGACGGUGGGCGCCAUGUCGUACGUCAUGGCCGACCGCAAGCACCGCAAGGCGUUCCUGGAGGCGCGGCAAUCGCUCGAGGUCAAACUCAACCUGGAGGAGCAGAGCCAGCAGCAGGAGCGGCUGAUGCUGUCCAUCCUGCCCAAGCACGUGGCGGACGAGAUGCUGAAGGACAUGAAGAAGGACCCGAGCCAGAAGGAGCUGCAGCAGUUCAACACCAUGUACAUGUACCGCCACGAGAACGUCAGCAUCCUGUUUGCGGACAUCGUGGGCUUCACGCAGCUCUCCUCGUCCUGCAGCGCCCAGGAGCUCGUCAAGCUGCUCAACGAGCUCUUCGCCCGCUUUGACAAGCUGGCCGCCAAACACCAUCAGUUGCGGAUCAAGAUCUUGGGGGACUGCUACUACUGCAUCUGCGGGCUGCCGGAAUUCCGGGAGGACCACGCGGCCUGCUCCAUCCGGAUGGGGCUGGCCAUGGUGGAGGCCAUCGCCUCCGUCCGGGAGCAGACCCGCACGGCCGUGGACAUGCGCGUGGGCGUGCACAGCGGCGCCGUGCUGGGCGGCGUGCUGGGCCAGAAGCGCUGGCAGUUCGACGUCUGGUCCACCGACGUCACCGUGGCCAACAAGAUGGAGGCGGGCGGCAUCCCCGGGCGGGUGCACAUCUCGCAGAGCACCGUGGACUGCCUGAAGGGCGAGUUCGAGGUGGAGCCGGGCGAGGGCGGCUCCCGCUGUGACUACCUGAGGGACAAGGGCAUCGUCACCUACCUGGUGGUGGUCCCCAAGCAGCCACUGCGGCACGGCGUCAACGGCGUGAAGCUGUCCCUGACCUCGUCCCACGGCGUGUCCCCCCCUCCGGCCACAUCCCACAACGGGAGCCUGAGCCCCGAGCCCGGCCUGGAGCCCGAGGACGACGACGGAGAGGUCCCCAACCCGUCCUUCCCGAACCCCCGGCGCCGCCUGCGGCUGCGGGACCUGGCCGAGCGCGUUUCGGGCGCGGCGCAGAACGAGCCGGAGCUGCACCGGCUGCUCAACGAGGCGCUGCUGGAGCGCGAGUCCAUCCAGGCGCUGAAGGGCCACAGCACGUUCCGGCUGUCGCUGCGCUUCACCGACCCCGAGAUGGAGACGCGCUACUCGGUGGAGAAGGAGAAGCAGAGCGGCGCUGCCUUCAGCUGCUCCUGCGUGGUGCUGCUCUUCAGCGCGCUGCUGCAGGCGGUCCUCGACCCCUGGCUGGUGACAAACUACGCGACGUUCGCGGCGGGCGAGGUGCUGCUGGUGCUGCUGACGCUCUGCUCGCUGGCCGCACUCUUCCCACGGGCCUUUCCCCCGCGGCUGGUGGCCUUCUCAGCCUGGAUCGACCGCACGCGCUGGGCUCGCAACUCCUGGGCCAUGGCGGCCAUAGCCAUCGUCACCGCCGCCGACGUCCUGGACAUGCUCGGUUGCCGCCGUGACCGCUGGCCGGUGGCCAACGCCACGGCGGGGCCACCUCGGGGCUGCGCCGAGCAGCCCAAGUACUACGGGCACAUCGCGCUGCUGGCCCUGGUGGCCACCGUGAUGCUGGUGCAGGUGAGCCACAUGGUCAAGCUGACCCUCAUGGUGCUCGUCACGGUGGCCACCGGCGCCCUCAACUUCUCCGCGUGGGAGCCCAUCCUGGACCAGUACGACCGACGGCGUGGCCAGCACGGCUCGUCGGUGCUGGUGCCCUCCAAGUUCUCCAUCACUGCCAUGAUCUUCGUGGUGAUGCUCAGCUUCUACUACUUCUCCCGGCACGUGGAGAAGCUGGCGCGGACGCUGUUCCUGUGGAAGGUGGACGUGCACGAGCAGAAGGAGCGCGUCUCCGAGAUGCGCCGCUGGAACGAGGCCCUGGUGGCCAACAUGUUGCCCGAGCACGUGGCCCGACACUUCCUGGGCUCCAAAAAGCGCGACGAGGAGCUGUACAGCCAGUCGUACGAGGAGAUCGGGGUGAUGUUCGCCUCCCUGCCCAACUUCGCCGACUUCUACACCGAGGAGAGCAUCAACAACGGCGGCAUCGAGUGCCUGCGCUUCCUCAACGAGAUCAUCUCCGACUUCGACGGCCUCCUGGACGAGCCCCAGUUCCGCUGCAUCACCAAGAUCAAAACCAUCGGCAGCACCUACAUGGCCGCCUCCGGGGUCACGCCCGACGCCGGCGCCAACGGGUUUGGAGCCAUGAAGGAGCCGCGGUCGGAGCGGGAGCGCUGGCAGCACCUGGCCGACCUGGCCGACUUCGCGCUGGCCAUGAAGGUGACGCUGAUGAACAUCAACUACCAGUCCUUCAACAACUUCAUGCUGCGCAUCGGGAUGAACAAGGGGGCGGUGCUGGCCGGGGUGAUCGGGGCCCGCAAGCCCCACUACGACAUCUGGGGCAACACGGUCAACGUGGCCAGCAGGAUGGAGUCCACCGGAGUCAUGGGCAACAUCCAGGUGGUGGAGGAGACACAACAGAUCCUGAAGGAGUACGGAUUCCGCUUCGUCCGGCGCGGCGCCGUCUACGUCAAGGGCAAAGGGGAGCUCCUGACCUUCUUCCUGAAGGGCCGGGAAAAACCGGGAUCGUUCCUCGGAGGCACCACCGUGCCCCUGCCCCACCAGGUGCUGGAAAAUUCCUGAGGAUUCCUCGGGAAUAUCCACCGGGAUCCGCAGCCCAUCCCCCCGGCACGGCCCUUCCCGAAGGCUCUGGGAUUUUUUUUUGAGCGGAUUUUAUGGAAAAGAGGGGAAAGGCGGAUCUGGGCUUGUUUGGGUUUUGUUUUUUUUUUAUUUCCGGGAUUUUCCGCUGCGGGAAUGCCGGACUUGGAGCGGUGGCAGCGAUUCCAGGAGAUCCAAACUCAGGGAUGGUUGAGAAGACUCCACAGGAGCAAAUCUGGGAUUUGCCAGAAAGUUCCUCUCAAAUUCCCCCGGAGCACAGCCGGGAGGAGCUGGGAGAGCUCGGAUCCGGAUCCGGCUUGGACUUGGGAAAGGACAGGAGUUGUGCGUUCCAGAUCCAUAAAUUUUAUUGGAGAAAUGA